AUGCUAAUGUUAAUGAAGCUAUUAUUGGUGAUGUUGCCUUCUGUGGUAUGCCUGUGUCCUGUGGGCCAAAGGGCUACUCAGAUACUUCUGCCAGUCCUUCAUAGAUAUUAUCAUGCUGGAGAUCUCAAUAUUGCUGGCAUUACUUCUCAGAAUUAUGUGCUUUCACGUUCCAUAACAUUUCACAAAGCUCCCUCACCUGAACUCUUUGAUGAUAUCAUGGUAUUGACUCAGCAUUACCAACAUAUUCUGGCACUGGUAUUUGCUGUAAAAGAAAUCAAUGAAAACCCACAGAUUUUGCCAAACAUCACUCUGGGCUUCCAGAUCUAUAACAGCCAUUUCAGUGCAAGCUGGACUUAUCUUGCCUCAAUGGAUCUUCUCUCCACCCAGAAGAGGUUCAUUCCAAACUACAAGUGUGAUACUAGAAGCAAUGCAGUUGCAGUCAUUGGGGGACCUAAUUCAAAUGUAUAUCUUCAUAUGGCCACCAUUCUAGGUAUCUACAAGGUUCCACAGCUAUCCUAUGGUUCUGCGCCAGUGCUGGAUUACAAAAAUCAAGAUGCUUUUGUCAACCAGAUGUUCCCCCAGGGCAUGCAUCAGUACAAUGGGAUUCUUCACUUACUUCUUCAUUUUAGAUGGACAUGGAUCGGAGUGCUGUAUCUCAGUGAUGACAAUGGGGAGAGAUUUGUGCAGAAUGUACUUCCAUCAUUUUCCCAGAAUGGCAUCUGCUUUGAUUUUAUUCAGAGGCUACCCAAACAAGGGUUUUCUAAUGCUAUUGAAACCCUUGUGGAAGAUGGGAUUAAAACAUACAAGAUCAUCAGCAGAAACACUUCCAAUGUCUUGGUCAUACAUGGAGAACUACAAACCAUGUCAGUUCUUAUCCUACUGCUAGGAAUGCCAGAAUAUCUUGGCAUGGACAAAUCAGAAGGAAAAGUCUGGAUUAUGACAGCUCAGAUGGAUUUUGUGUCUUAUUCUUUAAAAAAACCACAGGACAUAGACUUCAUCCAUGGGGCAAUAUCCUUUGCAGUUCACUCAAAGAAUGUGUUAGGAUUCCAGACCUUUCUUCAGACCAGAAAUCCCACCUCAGAAAAAGAAGAUGAUUUCCUCCAGAUCUUUUGGGAACAUGCAUUUGACUGUUCUUUACCCAAACCCAACAUAGACAACCUGUCUGGGACACUUUGCACUGGAAAGGAGAACCUGGAAAGUCUCCCUGGGACUCUUUUUGAAAUGAAGAUGACUGCCCACAGCUACAACAUCUACAACGCAGUCCAUGCUGUAGCACAUGCUGUGCACUUCAUGUAUUUAUCACAGUCCAAGCAGAGACAAAUAGGAAAAAAUGAGCAGCAGAAGAACCUUUUCAGUCAAAUCUCCUGGCAGGGGUAUCCCCUUUCACUGUGUAAUGACAAUUGCCAAGAGGGUUAUAGUAAAAGAAAGAAGGAAGGAAAGCCAUUUUGCUGUUAUGAUUGUUUUCCGUGUCCAGAAGGAAAGAUAUCAAAUCACAAGGACGCAGAUACAUGUUACCCAUGUCUGACAAAUCAGUAUCCAAAUCCUCAGCGACGUUUAUGCGUUCCAAAAACUUUCAGUUUCUUAUCUCUUAAAGAACAUUUAGGGGUAUCUUUGGCUGUUCUGGCUCUUUUCUAUUCUUUCCUGACUAUCCUGGUGCUUUGGCUUUUUAUUAAGCAUCGAGACCUCGCAAUAGUCAAGGCCAACAACCGGAGCCUCACCUACCUUCUCCUGCUCGCUCUACUGCUCUCCUUCAUCUGUGCUUUAUUGUUCAUUGGGCCACCAGAGAAGAUUACAUGUCUCCUUCGCCAAACUGCUUUUGGCAUCAUCUUUUCGCUAGCGGUUUCUUGUAUAUUGGCCAAAACCAUAAUUGUGAUUCUGGCCUUCAUGGCCACCAAACCUGGAUCCAAGAUAAAGAAAUGGUUGGGGAAAAAGCUGGCUUAUUCCAUUAUCCUUUCCUGUCUGUUUAUUCAAAUUAUGAUUUGUACUAUAUGGUUGGCAACAGCUCCUCCGUACCCAGAUGCUGAUGUGUAUUCAUUGAAUACAGAGGUUAUAUUGGAAUGUAAUGAAGGCUCCUCUACCAUGUUCUACUGUGUUCUGGGUUUUAUGGGAUUUCUGGCCAUUGUCAGUUUUACUGUGGCUUUUUUAGCCAGAAAACUCCCGGACAAUUUUAAUGAAGCUAAAUUUAUUACUUUUAGCAUGCUGGUCUUUUGUAGUGUCUGGCUCUCCUUCAUUCCAUCUUACCUGAGCACCAAAGGAAAAUACAUGGUAGCUGUGGAGAUUUUUUCCAUCUUGACCUCCAGUUUUGGGUUACUGGGAUGCAUUUUUUUCCCGAAAUGUUUUAUCAUUUUGGUGAAACCUGAUUUAAAAAUUGGAACAUCUUUAACAAGAAGGAGUCAAUGA
Molecule: messenger RNA, 2400 nt
Organism: Thamnophis elegans (Western terrestrial garter snake)
Lineage: Eukaryota; Metazoa; Chordata; Lepidosauria; Squamata; Natricidae
Product: extracellular calcium-sensing receptor-like
Exons: 5
Coding region: 1-2400 (799 amino acids)
Biological process (GO): G protein-coupled receptor signaling pathway
Cellular component (GO): membrane
Molecular function (GO): G protein-coupled receptor activity
Source: RefSeq, a predicted model, not a curated record